AUGACGUCGACAAGGUUGGAAAAAAUAAAAAUAAAAAAUUAUUUCGCGUUCAAUUUGGUUCGAGUUCAAUUUUCGUACGAAAGACUGCUCAGACGUGCAAAAACGGAAGAUUUGUCUGAAGUCUCGGGAAUCGGUUGUUUGUAUCAAUGCGGAGUCGAUAUUUACGGAAGGCCCGUCAUUAUAUUCGUAGGAAAAUGGUUUAAGUUUAAGGAAAUUAAUUUAGACAAGGCUUUGCUGUAUUUAAUUUACCUAUUGGAUCCUUUGGUCAAAAGUGAUUACGUCAUAAUUUAUUUUCACACUUUGACCUCGGCCGCGAAUCAUCCUUCAUUUUCGUGGCUCCGCGAAGUGUACAACAUAUUGCCGUACAAGUACAAAAAAAAUUUGAAAGCUUUCUACAUAGUUCAUCCAACGUUUUGGACUAAGAUGGUGAGUUGGUGGUUCACCACUUUCAUGGCUCCCGCGAUCAAAGAAAAAGUUUUCAACAUUGACGGAAUCGAAUAUCUCUACAGCAUAAUAAUACCGAAUCAAUUGGAAAUUCCAGCGUACAUAACGGAAUACGACAUGUCCGUAAGUUAUCCAUAUUCAAAAACUAAUCAAUCGAUAUAUAUGUAUCGAUUAGUAUUUCGUCACUCGUCGAUCGACGAUGAUUGA
Messenger RNA from Pediculus humanus corporis (human body louse), 651 nucleotides. Its product is annotated as ganglioside induced differentiation associated protein, putative. Lineage: Eukaryota; Metazoa; Arthropoda; Insecta; Psocodea; Pediculidae. The transcript is spliced from 4 exons. Bases 1 to 651 code for a protein of 216 amino acids. The record is from RefSeq and is a predicted model, not a curated record.